AUGGCGAACUCUACAGGAAAAGAAACAAAUUUCGUAGUGAUGCGCAUAAUUCUUCUGAUACCGAAUUUGCCACCUUACACUAAGUUUUCGAAGAUACCAAUUGCCCCGACCAAAGAUCAUAUUGGAGCCUUAGAACCAAAUAGUGCUUUAAAUAAUGCUGCUCAAUUGUAUGAAGGAAAAAUACAAGGCCCUGAAGUUUUCCAAAUACUGAAUGGCGAGUUAUACACGUCUCUUGGUACCGGCGAAAUUGUAAAGUGCUCUUCUGGAGGGCAUGUAACAUUUGUUACUAAACUUGGACAGCCCUGUACGGGAUUGACUCAAGAGCAUAUAUGUGGUAGACCAUUAGGCUUUAGUAUAGAUGAAAAUAAACAUUUAAUGUAUGUGGCUGAUGCUUAUUACGGUAUUUGGAGAGUAGAUCUCAAGACUGAUAAAAAGCAAGCCUUAGUUACACCAGAUGUGCCUAUAGAGGGGAAAAAACCUAAACUCUUUAACUCUGUUGCUGUGGACAAGAAAGGUGGAGUCUACUGGACAGAUUCUAGUAGUGAUUUCCCUUUAAAAGAUGGGGUGUUCAUUGGCUUAUCAGAUCCCUCAGGAAGACUACUCUACUACAGUCCUGAGACUAAGAAAUCAAAAGUUCUAUUUGAUAAUAUGUGGUUUGCAAAUGGAGUAGCUCUUUCACCUGAUGAAAGCUUUGUAGUUGUUGCUGAAACAAUGCAGUAUAGAAUACUCAAGUAUUACAUUAGUGGACCUAAAAAAGGAAAAACUGAGGUGUUUGUGGAUGGGUUGCCUGGUACACCUGAUAACAUUCGUGCGUUGCCAGAUGGUUCUGGGCUUCAGAUAGCAUUGUAUUCUGCUUCUGACGACAAAACACCGUUGAUCGCCAAAACGGUAUCAGAUAUUCCACCACUAAGAAAGUUUAUCGCACGAGCAGCACGUCUCAUAGAAAUGCCUUUUGAAUUUUUAAAUACCCAAUUCCCACAUUACAUAUUUGAGGAAAUAAUAUAUUUCAUUGGCAAUUUUGCAAGUUUGUCUGGUCUCAGCGAUAUAUCUGGUCUAGUGGUAACAGAUUGGAAUGGCAAUAUUAUUGCAUCUUACUACAACACUGACAAAAGUGUUGCGCACAUCAGUGAUGCUAUAGUAUAUAACAACAAAUUAUUGUUAGGUUCCCCACAUAGUCAGAACUUCAUUGCAGCUGUAGAAGUACCAUCUCUUUUAAAGCAAGCUUAUACUCCAAGUGUCAAACAGAAUGUUCAUCAAAAAACUGAACAAAUACAAAAACCUAAAGCACAGGCCAGAGAAACAACAACCACUGACAAGCCAACUACUACCCAAAAACCUGUUACAACUAAUAAACCAGAACAGAAAGUAAAUACUGAAGCAUCCAUAACACAGAAACCUGUAGCAAAACCAACUACACCUGAACAAAAAGUUGUAACAGAAAAGCCAACAACUGAAAAACCCAAGACUACUAAACCCGAACAAAAAAAAGUAACUAAAAAGCCAGCAAAUGAAAUACCUUCUACACCUGAACAAAAAAUUACAACUGAAAAGCCAACAACACAAAAACCCAUAACAAAGACUAGUUCCACAGAACAUCCACACAAGAGUACACCCGCUUCGCAACCACAAAAAGUGCAGUCCUCUGAAGCCCCAAAGCCUAAAAUUAAACCAAAUAUUGUAAAAGAACCAGAGGCAAAUCUUAAACAAAAAUCCAAACCAAGUUCAGAAGACAAUAAACCUACCAGUAAGCCAGUAAAGUCUGAAAAUGUCAAAGUUAAGAAUGAGCAAAUAAAUAAUAAGGAGGCUCCACCAAAGAAAGAUAUCCCAAAACACAUUCCAAUCGAAGAAGAAAUUGUGUCAGAUACUUUAAAACCAAGUAAAGACAAAUUGAAAGUAAUUAAGAAGAGUGGACCGGAAGAAAUACCAAACCCUCGAAUUUAA
Messenger RNA from Leptosia nina, 1941 nucleotides. The record is from the annotation of a GenBank genome assembly. Lineage: Eukaryota; Metazoa; Arthropoda; Insecta; Lepidoptera; Pieridae.